Messenger RNA from Tilletiaria anomala UBC 951, 1008 nucleotides. RefSeq lists its product as uncharacterized. The transcript has 2 exons. NCBI's taxonomy places the organism in Eukaryota, Fungi, Basidiomycota, Exobasidiomycetes, Georgefischeriales, Tilletiariaceae. The record is from RefSeq and is a predicted model, not a curated record. The coding region runs from base 1 to 1008 and encodes 335 amino acids.
AUGACGAUGGGUCCGAUGACUUGCAGUAACGGAAGCAGCGGCGGAAGCAUCAGCUGGCAGCCGCCAAGCCACCAACGCUCUUAUCUGACGUUCUCGGAACUCUUCCUGCGCACCGAGCGCGAGCGGCGUAAGAACGAGCUGCGGAUGCGCAUCGAGGUCAAUGCAAAGCGCUGGUCCACCUUGCAUGCUGCUCAAGCGCAAGCACAGGUAAAGGCGGCAGCAGAGGCAAAGUCAGCCGCGCCGACUGAAGGCAGGCCAGAGAUUGUGCAAGGACACGUGUUCCCACCUACUAGCAACGAGCACCCAGCAAGGCGGCACGGCGAAAACGACGCCAUCGAUGUCUGCUGCUGGCCGCGCUCCUCCUCAUCCUCGUCGAUGAUGACGACGGGAGCUCUUGAUCAAAUGCCCGCCGCCCCAAAGCCGAUGACCAUCUCGCGCGAUAAUGACAGGCUUGCAAUGCAGAGCAUCGGCGUCAUCGACGCCGCGUGCGCCGGGCGCUGGGCCUGCGAGGAGCCGGCUUCGUGGCUCGACAGCAUAACAGACGAGGGGCAAGUCGACAAGAGGGAGGAGGAGCAUCAUCGCAAGUCAAACGAUAGCGACGACCAGGAGCUCGACGCCGUGGUGAACGGCCAGCUAUACUUCCGCACGCGCAAGCGAUUCCCUUCGCGGACGCCCACCUCUGCGUCUGCUUGUACUUCUGCUUCUGCACCGACUCGCCCGCAACCGCACGUGCUUCAGAGCCAGCAAAGCUGCCAUGCGCAUCACGGGUCGCCGUAUCUCGCGCCGAGCGGUUCGCCCUUGAACGCAUCGUCGUGCUCAUUCUCACGCUACAACUCGUACAGCACGGUCGAGAGCUGCGCGUCGUCUUCGUCCAAGUCCUCGCGCCGGUCGAGCGGCAGCAAGGCGUCCAGCACGGCGACCAGCUUACCGGAUUCGGACAGCUUCGUGUGCGUCUCGCCGGUCGAGCGCGCGAAGGAAAUUCACGACAGCGCGCUUGCCUUUCAGUAA